Messenger RNA from Electrophorus electricus (electric eel), 4099 nucleotides. RefSeq names its product ring finger and FYVE-like domain containing E3 ubiquitin protein ligase (gene rffl). Gene Ontology annotation, cellular component: plasma membrane; cytoplasm. The record is from RefSeq and is a predicted model, not a curated record. Gene Ontology annotation, molecular function: ubiquitin protein ligase activity. Gene Ontology annotation, biological process: negative regulation of extrinsic apoptotic signaling pathway via death domain receptors; protein K48-linked ubiquitination; proteasome-mediated ubiquitin-dependent protein catabolic process. Lineage: Eukaryota; Metazoa; Chordata; Actinopteri; Gymnotiformes; Gymnotidae.
AUGGCGAGUGGAACGGAACCGGACGGGUGGAACUGAAAAUGUGUUCCAAGUUCAUUAAUAGGAUCUUAACCUAAAACAUUUUGAGAUCUAUCUUAUAGUUUUUAAUUUUAUUUAUAUUUGCACACUGGAAUAUGACUUCGUGAUUUGCGAUUGGUGAAGGUAUUUUGAACUCUCAACAAGUUGAGAGCGACGUUUUCUUUGCGGACAUGACAAAUUAUACUGAUUCUCUACAGUAAAUGCCACUGAUAGGCUUGACCUGAGGACUUCUCUGAAGUUAACUCUUUGCAAGUUCAUCGCUGGAUUAUAGAUAAGCUGCAGAGAAGCCUAUAGCAAUUCUCCAGUUUACGCUGAACUGCCCAAAGUGUGGAGCAUGUUGGCCAGUUGUUGUAACUGGCUCUGUCUGGACCCGUCCACCGUGGAGGAGAGCAGCACGAUUAGACCAAAUUCUCGCCACCAGGCAUACACCAACUCUGCCUACAGUAGCUCCCCAUCACACCCAGCCCCAGAGCACACAUGCAAAGCUUGCGGAGGUCCCUUCAACGCACUGGCCAGAAAGCACAUGUGCAUGGACUGCAAGAAGAGUUUUUGUGGCCAUUGCUGCACCCAGUUAGAGACCCACCCACGACUGUGCCACACCUGCCAGCGUUUCCACGGCACCAUGUUUGAACGAGCAGAACUAAUGAAGCUGAAAGUGAAGGACUUGCGGGACUACUUGCACUUGCAUGAAGUCCCCACGCAGAUGUGCAGAGAGAAGGAGGAACUCGUGGAGCUUGUUCUGGGCCAGCAGACACAUAUCUCUGACACUUCCAUGCCAACCCUGACACACGUGCACACACCCCCAUCAGACCAGCCUGCCUCCAGGGCCCCAACACCAGUCACUGUCCAACCUCCCAGCAUUACCAUAGAAGGGCCUACACAGACAGCAGAAGCAGAGCAGAGCAUGUCAGUGACAGAGGCCCCAGGUGACACUGAUGACGCAGAGCUCCAGGGGGAGCAGGAAUCCCAGUCCUCUGACUCAGAAGAGGUGCUGCCACCCGGCCGACGAGCCUCGCUCACCGACCUGGGAUCAGUCGAGGACAUUGACGGUCUCAGCGUACGCCAGCUAAAGGAGAUCCUGGCAAGGAACUUUGUCAACUACACGGGCUGCUGUGAAAAAUGGGAGCUGAUGGAGCGAGUCACACGCCUCUACCAUGACCAGAAGGACCUGCAGCACCUAGUUUCUAAUGCAAAUGAUGGAACAGACACCACAACUGGGCAGACCAUGGAGGAGAACCUGUGUAAGAUCUGCAUGGACUCGCCCAUUGACUGCGUGCUACUGGAAUGCGGCCACAUGGUCACAUGCACGAAGUGCGGCAAGCGCAUGAGCGAGUGCCCCAUCUGCAGACAGUACGUUGUCCGGGCCGUGCACGUGUUCCGAUCCUGAACCCACAGCUAGUGGACUGGGGGUCUAGCUGAGUCAAGUGGGAGUUUCACGUUCAUAUAAACACUUACAUUAGAAGGCUGGGUGUUUCCCCAAUAACAUGGCCUCCUGCUUUGUCUUAAGCAGAGGUGGUCUGCUUCCCAGCAGUAGUCUGGAUCAGUUUAAUAAUGGCAGCAGGAUAUAUUAGUAGUAACAUCAUCUUUUUUGGAUUUUUGACAGUAUAGAAUUGUUUUGGAGAGUGGGCUUUGUUUUUUAAAGGACCUUUUACAGUGAGUUGCUUUAAACUGUUGCCCAUUGUGGAGGGGGCAGGUGGGUGUUGAUAGGAAUGUCCAGUUUUGGCAUCUAGUGUCACCUGCAGGGAAUGCAAAUUUUCUAACAACUGCUCUAACAGGAUCACUGCCAGCUCCAUUGUAGCCUCAACAAUCUCAGAAGUCAUCUCUGGAAAAGGUUCAUGCAAGCCGAUACACUGGUUAUGUAGAUCUGAAUACAAAGGCCCACGGGAGUGUAGUUUGUUUGACUGGUGUUUACAUGUCACCAUUGCUGCUUUAUGCUACUGCUAUGUGUACUGCUGUGUCUGAAAAAGAUGGAGCCGAAAUCCUCACAAAUCUUUCCGGUCCAAAUUGUGGAUCUUUUUGCCUUUUAUUUAUUUAUGAUUAGUAGUGACCAAAGGGCAAAAUGAGAUGCCUUUUGCUGUAUCCGUUAGAGUACUUGAUUCAAACUAAGAUGAGCUCCUUUCCCAGUGCAAGUAGAGCUUAUAACAUAUUUACUAGAAAAGCACAAUGAAAUUAAGGAAAAUGAAUAAACGUGAGAGAAACACCCCCUCAGAGGACGUCACACAUGCUGUCCAUCAUGGCAUAGAUUUCUAUAGGAAUUCUUGCUUCUUUAUCAAAGGAGAGGAGACAACUUGGCCUUUUUUUCUUUUUUACCUCAGCCACAAGAAGUGGUUUUCCCCCCACCCGCCAAGUGGGACAAAAAUAUCAUUGUUAUGGAGCAGUAAGCAUCACUGAGCACUUGUUAUAAGAGUCAGGACUGUCUUUACACUGAACCAUUAUGUAAGCCGAGUCUUGGGAGUUAUCUACAGAAUAAAUCAAAACUGCGCCUUUUCUCAAAGUUAUGACUGACGUCGAUAGUGUUUGUUUUCAAGUAUCCAUCUGAUCAGCUGCUAUACCUAACUGGUGCCUUUUGAAUUGGUACUUGAGAUCAACAUUAGAAUGACUAAGUUUUCCUUAACUCCUGUGUCAGUGCUGUGCGAUUUGUGGACCUUAGCUUGACAGAGCGAGUGACAUUUAAGGUUUUGGUUCAUAGCCUAGGUGUAGCCAAAGGCCCACCAAGCUUUACAUGACUUCACAAACAUAUUUACCACCUCUUAUCUCUGCCCUUGUUUGAAGAUGUGUUCACACCACUUUAGGGCUAUACUAGGGCUAUAUAAUUCUAGGGCUUAGAAUUAAGGAAGUCCAGAUGAAUGUGCCAAAACAAGAUGACACUGGCUGACUAAGGUUCACAUGAUGACCUGCUGAUUGCUAAUACUUGUCAGUGCCUUCAGGUUGUUCCCAGAUCAGUGGAUCCUGAUAGACAAGGUUCUGCACUAUGCAUGCUUGAAGCAUUGGGGUGGAGCUUGUACACAUAUUUUAUAAGUGUAGACUGUAACUGUAACUUGUCUAAUGGCAUGUGCAGUUUGUCAGCCACUCUAUAUCUUGUUCGCCACUGGUCAGUUUCUGACCGCAGGAGAACUGCUGACCAAAUAUUAUUUGGGUGAUUGAUCAAUCACAACAGUGACACUGAAAUUGUAGUGGCAUGGUUGAGUGAGCAGUUACUAGUUUCAAUGUUUAUUGAGGCUGUUACAUGGCUUUGACCACUGAUUACAGUUAAAAAAAUAAUGGCUGGUAACAGGGCUGUAGACUAAAUAUACCUUCUUGGCAUUGUACACCUAGUUUCUAAUAAAGUUGUAGGUGAAUCCAUGACUUAUUUGAGCAAUAAUAUACCUUCAUGUCAAAGACUGCAACUGCUUAUACUUCAGAAAUGGCACCUUUUAAAUCAGUUCAGAUGUUGCAUGAUUUUGAAAGCAAAGGUGAGAAUGGGUUGCUUUUAAAUGUGUAAUUGAUCGAGUUUUACAUGGGUUUUAUAUAGGUUUUUUAAACCUUUUACAUAAAACUCCUAAUCCUGACGACCUUACUUGGGUCCCUAAAGGCUGACUUAAACUGGUCAGCUGCUUUCUUUGGGACCAUACUCUCAAAAGAAUCAAUUGUCCAGCCUGCUCCUAUUUGGAGGAGGGCUGCAACUUAAGAUGUGGAUAUGUACAGUUCUCAGGUACUGUAGCCAGUGCUGAUCAUAUUGAUUGAUUAAACAAGAAUAAGUUACAGUUUAUAUUCAAUCAUGUUUUACUUUUUUGGAACUGUGAAAUAGUUCAGAAAGAGUCUGGGUUUGGUAGGAAGACAUUUCAGCAUCAGCUUUAGUUUAAGAAAUGUCAGAUUGUGCUUGGGUUUACUUUUAAUAGGGAGAAUAUGCUUUCAUUUUGUAAAUGUGUGAUUUGGUACAAGUGUUGCAUUUUGUUAACCAGCUCUGAUGUAACUUGUAUUGGCAAUCUUUUGAAUGGGUGUUUUAAAAAUCUAGAUGAUCAAAUAAUUGAGUUUUCUUUUGUGUUCUUAUGUGAUGAUUUUAUAUUAAAAUAUAUUCCUUGGA